AUGUCUAUAUUUUCUAGAUUUACAUCCAUUUUUGGAUCAAAUUAAACUACUUAGGCAUCAAGUACUCCCAUAAAUCAACAAUUAUAAGAGAAAUUAGCAUAAAUUAUUAAUUAGAAUGGUAAAUUGGAUCUAAAAUAAAAGGGUGAAGUCUUAGCAUAAUAUUUAAUUGAUAGAGAUGGUAUAAUAUAAUAAAUUAAAGUUUUAGAACAUAUUGAAUUUCUUUUUUAGUUUCUAGAAACUAAGUCUAAAGAUCUAUAAGGUGUUUAAAUAGUUCAUUUAUUGGCAGCUUUACAUUAACAAUUUUAAUAUAAUGAAUUAAUAUAAGAUGUAGCAAUCAAAUUAAGAGAAACAAAAAUGCCUUGGGUACAACUAGAAAAAUAGGAAUGGUAUUCUACUUAAACAGAACCUGAUUAAUAAAAGAAUUAAUAAAGUUAAAAGAUUUUAACUGAAUUCGAAGAUAAAACAUAACCAGCUAGAAUAUAUGCUUAAUUGUGUUAUGUUUAUCUAUAAAAGUUAGCAGCUAAUGUUGAUCUUUAUAGAGCAGUUCUAAAAUUUAAUUAUCCUUAUAUAUCAGAUAAAGAACAAAUAGAAGCUAAACUUAUGUUCUUAUGGCAUUAUAAAAUAUAAAAUCUAAUUAACUCAGGAUUAAUAUUAAUUUAAUUCAAUCCAAAUUUAAUAGAAAUUUAAGUAGCAUUAUAUGCUGAUGUAUGGAGAUUUUAAAAGUUUAUUUGUACUGAAAUUGAAAAAAUCAUCGAUCAAUAUGCUACUCUACCAAAUAGUGAUACUCUUAGUCUUUAUGAGAUAUAUUUAGAGAGUAUAAAACAUUAUGAAUAUCUAAUUCAAUUUCAUUAAUUUACAUCAAACAUAACUAAACCUCCUCCAUAGUGUUAAAUUAAUAAUAAUCUUCUUUAAGAAUUCUUUGCAUUUGUAACUAAAUUAAAAGUCUUAAAUCAAUUUAAUUUUAAAAAAUCUAUUAAAGUACCUAACAAACUAGAUCCUAUUAUGGGUAUUCCAACUAAAAAUCCUAAUGUAUUUUUUCAUAUCAAAUUUCUACUUAGGUUAUCAAUAUAAGGAGAUCAAGUUAAUAAUUAUAUGAUUAAGUAUGUAGUGAAUCUGAGGAGGAAAUUGAAAAUCAAAAUAAAAAAAAUCGUUCAGAUCAUAAUAGAGUAUAAAGUACAUUUCAAUAUGUUUAAAAAUGA
Molecule: messenger RNA, 1199 nt
Organism: Paramecium sonneborni
Lineage: Eukaryota; Ciliophora; Oligohymenophorea; Peniculida; Parameciidae
Source: the annotation of a GenBank genome assembly